AUGAACGAGCAGUACGGCAACAGCGGUUACAACCAGAUCGACGGCUACGGCGCCAACCCGUACGACCAGCGCAACAACAACAACAACAACAACAACGGAAACGGCAACAACGAUGGCGGUCGCUUCAACAACUACUCGCAGGGCAACUACGACGACUCUGAGCUAGAGAUGCAAAACUACCCCCCCCAAGGCGGCGCAGACCCUAAUGCGAUCCUCAACGAAUGCCGCAAAGUCGACCGCGCGCUGGACGACCUCGACGGCCAGCUCGCCGACCUCGAGCGCGUCUUCAGACAGGUCCUGGCCCGCCCCGACAUGCCCUCGGGCGAGAUCAACAACCUCAGCACACAGAUCAUGACAGGCUACCGCGGCCUCGUCUCGCGCGUCAAGAACAUCAAGAGCAAGCCCGAGUCUGGCAGCCCCAGGAAUGCGCCCCAGGUCGGCAAGAUCGACCGCAGGCUCAAGGCCACCAUCAACAAGUACCAGACCCUCGAGGCCGACUUCCGGCGAGACUCCCAGGCUGCGGCGGAGCGCCAGUACCGCAUUGUGCGCCCAGAUGCUACCGAGGAGGAGGUCAGGGAAGCUGUCGCCGACCCGGACGCGCCCAUCUUCCAGCAGGCCCUUCUCAACUCCGACCGCCGCGGCCAAGCCUCGAGCACCCUCCGCAACGUCAAGGAGCGCCACGACGCGAUCCAGAACAUCGAGCGCCAGAUGGUCGAGCUCGCCCAGCUCUUCCAGGACCUCGACCAGAUCGUGCAGCAGCAGGAACCCCUCGUGACCAACAUCGAGCAAAAGGGCGAGGAGAUCCACGACAACGUCGUGCAGGCGAACACAGAAAUCGGCGGCGCCAUCGAAAAGGCCCGCAGCCGCAACCGCAAGAAGUGGUGGUGCCUGCUGAUUGUGCUGCUGAUCAUCAUCGUCGUCGUCGUCGUCGCCGUUGUCGUCACCCAGGUCAACAAGGCCGCUGCCGGCGGCGGCACCUGA
Didymella exigua CBS 183.55 is the source of this 981-nucleotide messenger RNA. Its product is annotated as syntaxin. Bases 1 to 981 code for a protein of 326 amino acids. Gene Ontology annotation, molecular function: SNARE binding; SNAP receptor activity. Gene Ontology annotation, cellular component: SNARE complex; endomembrane system; plasma membrane. Gene Ontology annotation, biological process: vesicle fusion; exocytosis; intracellular protein transport. NCBI's taxonomy places the organism in Eukaryota, Fungi, Ascomycota, Dothideomycetes, Pleosporales, Didymellaceae. The record is from RefSeq and is a predicted model, not a curated record. The transcript has 3 exons.